ACUGUAGCACUUUCCACUUGUGUUUUUAUGUAUUGUUUUCAUGUUUUGUUUUUAUAUAUUGUCUUCUGGCUUUGUUGUUAAGUAUUUUUUGUACCGUUCGGUUAUUUUAAAAGGCUAUACAAAUAAAAUUUGAUUGAUAGACAUUUUAAAAUGCCGAAUCUUUGCUUCCGGCGUUUGCCACACGGACUUAAAUAUGCGUGGGACACCUGGUUUCCUAGCAACGAACGCUUUCCGCACAAAAUGGCAAAAUUUGUGCUUGCCGGAAAAACUGACUGCCCUCAUUACGCCAAAGCGGAACUUUUAGCAGACACUCUGCAGCGAGCUUUGCCGGACUUCAGUACCCAUAAGAUCUCUAUCCUCCCAGAGGAAUGGAAGGAAUGGCUGGAGGCUACAUGCAAAAGAAAUGGCUGGAAACACGAGCACUCCCCUUUGGUUUGGAGGGAGCUGGUGGACCAAGGGGGCAAAGGGAUGAUCUUAGGGGGCUUCAGUGACUUCCUGGAGCACUGCCAGGAAUACUACGGCGUCACAUCGGACAUGUCCACGGAGGUGAUGCUGAGCGUUGCGGCGGAGAACCUGGAGGCCAAGGUGAACCUCAUCGAGGAGGAGCGGCGCCGCGUCAGCCUCAUCCGCCCUCUGCGCAUAUGGAUCACCGGGUGGGUUUGUCUGGAGGAUGAGCGGGGCCCCACGCGUGAACGUGUCUCAGCUGACGGGUUUGUCUUUCCCAGCGCUCUCAGCCCGACGUCCCACAUCCUGAUCCCCAGCCUGCUUUCGCCCGAGACCUUCCCCGGCGUCUCUGCCAUCAGCCUCCACCUGCUGGACGUGGAGGGGAGCGAGGAGGAACUGCAGGGGAUGAGGAUGGAGACCGAGGACCUGGCGCCCAGUAUGCUCCACCAGGUGACGGUUCACACAGGUGUGGAGCAAGCCUUCUUAGAGGCAGGCAUCAUCCUCCUGCUGGACGACGGCGCAGUUAAAUGCAACAACGAGGAGGAGAAGAAGAAGAAAGUGAAGGGAAUAUCCGAGCGGUACAGAGAGUACGGGCAGCUGAUCGACACGAGGGCCAAGAAGGACGUGAAGGUGGUGGUGUGCGGCGACGCCUUUGUCAACCUGAGAUGCUCACUCCUCAUGAGCAAUGCAGCCUCAAUUGACAACUGUCAAUUCGUCGCCACGGCAACUCAGCUGGAGAAUGAAGCCAGGGCUGUGAUUGCAAAGAAGAUGAAAGUCAGAGCAUCGGAUAUUACAGAUGUCAUUGUGUGGGGGAACAUCAGCGGUAGUUUCUACAUUGACCUGCAGAGGGCGAAAGUUUUCAACUACGACGGGCCAAUCAAGGGACCUGGUUUAUUUUCCCAGUCACUCCUAAAGGUUUUUCAUGACAGGAAUUGGUUGGAAACAGACUUGCAGCACUUGGUGCGCAGUCAGCGUGUUGAUGUGACUUCAAAGACGGGCCGAGCGGCUGCCACGUCGGCCGCAAACGGGAUCCUCACCGUCCUGAAGGCCUGGAGCGGCACCGGCGACCCACAGGAGAUCCGGUCUGUGGGCGUGUCCUGCCCAGGUCAUUUCAGUGUCCCAGACAGCGUCACCCUCUCAGUUCCAGUCACCUUUAUGGAUGGGAAAUGGCGCGUGGCGUCUGACGUGACCGUCCGGGACGAGCUUAAGGAGAGACUUCAGGUUUCUUUCAGUGAACUGCAGCAGGUGUGUCCGGUUUCAGGGCAACACGUUGCACAAUGAUUCAUAGCAACACAUCACAGCGUUCGCAGUGCCAACAGUAUUUUUUGUUUUUUUUUCUCCCCCCUCUUUCCCAGGAGAAAGAUCUCGGCUCAGAGGCGGCUUGAAUGACCACAUCUCAAUCGCGUCCGUUUCAGUUUGUUCUUUUAUUCUUUUACUUUCACAAGUGAAGUCGCAGUUUUUUUUUUUUAUUCCCACCAGUUUUAAUGACAGUUUUAAAGUCUCGCCCGGCGUGGUGAAAAAUCAUCUGUAGCAGUUAUAGUUUUUAAGACGUAAAAGAUCAAACUGAGUACUUUAUGGAAAAAGGAGAAAUUAGAAAAUAUAUUCCUUUUUUUUUUCUUAAAAUUGUACAGUUGGAUAAGUGCCUUUUUUUUUAUAGUUCAAGAAGCAGUAUUUUAAGCAUAAAACACAAAUACCAUACACAAACUAGUCUGUUAAUGCCGUUCUCUAAAUCUGAUGUUCUCGCUCGCCACCGUUUACAGUUAAGGACACGUCGAAACUUUUACUACCCACCUCGGUAAUAAAAUAUCACACAAACUGAACACGAUGGUCUCGUUUAACCUGAAACAAACAGAUUUUUUUUGUUUUUUUUGUUUGUUUUUUUUUUUUGCCUCUCACAAAUUGUGCAGUACUUUGUCGGCAGACAAGGAGAACUUGAACAGAGUGCUGUUUUUACAUGCAGAAUAUACACUUCUUUUUGCAUUUCUACACUAUACACAAGGAGGCAUUGACUGGAAAAAGAAACAAAAAAAGAAAAAAAAGAAAGGUUAGUACAAAUACAGUGCACUACGACAAGUCGGGGGAAACAGACAGGUAAUUUCCGCGGUGUUACGUUUCACUUUGUACAACCCACCCCUGAGAUUCGGAUGCCGAGUGGUUUACAAAAGUGAAUUUUAUUUUUGUGUUUUUUUGAAUUUUUUUGAAUUUUUUCCCAUACGGUCGAGCGCGGUUGCCAGAUCCGAGCGGUUUCGCCCCCGAACCGGACGUGAAAAUAUUACCCCCACCCCCUCCCUCCCCCACCAGCUUUGCGGAAACGGAAGAGUGAGCCGGAAUACGUGCGUGACGCGUGGCAUGCAUGAACCUGUCGUGGCACAGAGGAGGUCGCUCGGUAAAUACGCGCGCCCCAGCGAUGACUGCACGCGCGCAGAUAGCGGGGAUGCACCGAUUUAUCAGCGCGGGACAAUAUUUGCGUUGCCAGGGUGCUGUUGACCUGAAACACAGUGACACGAGGGUGGCAGUUGUGGACGGUGUAUUUCGAACCAAGUGGCUUUUUUUUGUUUUUUUGAUUUUUUUUGUUUUUUUGAAGGGG
Mugil cephalus (flathead mullet) is the source of this 3031-nucleotide messenger RNA. It is a transcript of the gene mdh1b, whose product is annotated as malate dehydrogenase 1B, NAD (soluble). The transcript has 8 exons. Gene Ontology annotation, molecular function: L-malate dehydrogenase (NAD+) activity. The record is from RefSeq and is a predicted model, not a curated record. Gene Ontology annotation, biological process: tricarboxylic acid cycle; malate metabolic process; oxaloacetate metabolic process. The coding region runs from base 151 to 1725 and encodes 524 amino acids. Lineage: Eukaryota; Metazoa; Chordata; Actinopteri; Mugiliformes; Mugilidae.